This is a messenger RNA of Hypanus sabinus (Atlantic stingray), 1500 nucleotides long. Its product is annotated as sorting nexin-11-like. The record is from RefSeq and is a predicted model, not a curated record. The transcript is spliced from 4 exons. Gene Ontology annotation, biological process: intracellular protein transport. Lineage: Eukaryota; Metazoa; Chordata; Chondrichthyes; Myliobatiformes; Dasyatidae. Gene Ontology annotation, molecular function: phosphatidylinositol binding. The annotation marks the transcript as partial.
UCCCUUUGUCAUACUCUUUCAGACAAACAGCAAGGCAUUCACGGUGAAGACCUCCCGUGUGCGGAGACGCUAUCGGGAGCUCGAUUAACUGACCGUCCCUUUGUCAUACUCUUUCAGACAAACAGCAAGGCAUUCACGGUGAAGACCUCCUGCGUGCGGAGACGCUAUCGGGAGUUCGAGUGGCUGAGGCGCCGGCUGCAGAAGAACGCCGGGCUCGUAUCUCUCCCGGAGCUGCCGGGGAAGAGGCCGUUCCUGCAGGUCGGUGACGCUGAAAGCAUAGAGAGGAGGCGGCAGGGUCUGCAGCAGUUCCUGCAGAGGGUCCUGCACACGACCGUCCUUCUGUCCGACAGCCAGCUGCACCUCUUCCUGCAGACGCAGCUGUCGACAGCCCAGAUCGAGUCCUGCGUCCAGGGCCGCACUUCCUUCUCCGUCAACGAGGCCAUCCUGAGUGGCGCCCAUUGCGGGAAUAGCCUGGCGGAGGCAGACGGCCCUAUUGGCUACGAGUCUGAAAGCUCACCCUGCCACGCUGCGCCGACCAGCCUCGAAGGCGCGCCAGGGGCGCCGGCCGCCUCAGGAGGGACGUGAGGUCCACGCUGGAGUGAAAUAGUCUGCCCGAUCGCGAUCGCACCCCGAGUUCUCAGACUGCAGCGGACUACCGGCUCCCGUUCACCGUCAAAGCACUUCCAGUAGAUUGAAUACCAGAUGUGUAUGUCUGCGACCACUGAGCGCCAACCCGUCGUCUGUAGCCCUGGGAUCCGGGACUACGAACUGAUCGAUACCCUCCUGUUGUCUCAGUAACAGGGGGCGCCUAAGUCAGUCGGGGAAGAGCUUUCCUGCAAGUCCCGGAAAGCCUUGAGUGGCUCUGGGAGUUCCCAGGCGAGGUGCCCUGUUGGUGGUGUGCCCCGUACUCCUUGCUGUUGUUAUUUGAGGAUAACAGAUCUUCCACUGCGGCUCACCCCGAUUCACGCUGGCUGCCCCCAGAACCACUCUUCUCCCUCCUGUUCGCUGGGCUGGCCGUCCGCCCUUCUCUGCAGACCCCAACUCCCCUUGGCUGUCCCCAAGACCACCUCGUUCACUCAGCUGGACCUGGCUGCCUCCCCUCCCCUCCAGACCCCGAUUCCCGCAGGCUGGCCCCCAGACUACCCCGUCCGCUCAGCUCUUCCCCGUGUUUGCUGGCCCGUUUGCCCUGGUGUGUUCCCACAAAAACUCUGGUCUGACAUUGAAUGCCAGGUGUGUUGAGCCACCAUCUCCACCGCUGGUCGAGUUCUCCAGCCCCCAAAGCCCUUUGAGCUCUCUGCCCACCUCUGGUGGCCAAGAUCAGUAUCACUCCAAAGUUGUCAUUAGCUCUUGCGUUCUGCUCCUCUGGGACUUAGUUUAAGAUCUGCCUCUUUCACCAAACUGUGGUUUUCCUGCCCCCAGCCCAAUGGCACUGUGUCAGAUUGUGGAACCCUGUGAAUUACUUUUAGAUGAAUCACUGCAAUAAAGGAUAAUGUUAUUGAG